AUGCUGACUGACCGUGCGGUGAGGUCUUUCGGGGCUCCGAGAUCACCACACGGUGUGUCACCGAAGUACCGCUCUGGGACCCCAAGGGUGCCGCAGAGUAAUGGGGUCCAGGGCGCCGGUCGUGAUUUUUCACGGUGCUGCAGUUUUUUUUGCGUCAUCGAAUAUCUCGGGGCUCCUGCAGGGGCGGCGGGCGUGCCGAGCACGCCGGCGUCCUGGAGCGCGAGGGAGCGGAAGAGCGUCUCCUUCGGUGCGGCCCCGGAGCGCCUCAGCCCCCGCGGUGGCCCCGCCGACCUUGCAGGCCAGCUCGUGCAGGUGUUGCCAAGCGAACAGGAGUCCGACGGUGACGUGAGCGUGGGCUCUGCGGCGGGGGCCAGAACCUGGCUGGAGACCCUGGCAGUCCUGCCAGGCGCCGGCAUUCCAGACACAAUCAUGGCGCCCGUCAUGUCUGGCGAGGCCGAUGGGCCCACCUGUGCGCAGGAGGAGGACGCUGAAUGGGCCGAAAUCGAGGCGUACGCUGACGAGCAGGCCAGGAGGUUCAUGCCUCUGACGGACAGGCGGCGCGCGCGCCGGACGGCCACUGUCAGCAUCGGCCGCGCGAAGCAGGCGGACGGCAUCGACUUCCAGAUGGAGACCUCCGCCCUGUGGCAGCGCAGGGAAGUGACUAGGGGUGGCCUGAGGGCCCCCUGCAGCGUGAUUUGCACGGUCUGGGGUGCUGCCAGGUGA
Messenger RNA from Prorocentrum cordatum, 723 nucleotides. The record is from the annotation of a GenBank genome assembly. Lineage: Eukaryota; Dinophyceae; Prorocentrales; Prorocentraceae.